Molecule: messenger RNA, 2867 nt
Organism: Xenopus laevis (African clawed frog)
Lineage: Eukaryota; Metazoa; Chordata; Amphibia; Anura; Pipidae
Gene: cxxc1.L
Product: CXXC-type zinc finger protein 1
Exons: 14
Coding region: 271-1893 (540 amino acids)
Source: RefSeq, a predicted model, not a curated record
GCUGUGUGUAUGGGGGAUUAUUGAAUGGAAGGAGGCUGUGGCCGGGGAUAAAGUACCUUCUGGUGGGGGGGUUCCAGUCCUUGAGGGGAGGGAAAGAGCCGGCAGCCCCGUCAGUGGGGCAUUAGUUGUAUAACGCCCCCUCAUGUCCCAUGGUACGAGGCUCAGGAGAGUGAGUUUUCAGACGCUGACCUGACUGCAGCCGGAGACACUGAGGAUGGAGAGAACGCCCCGGUGUACUGCAUCUGCCGCAAGCCGGAUAUCAACUGCUUUAUGAUCGGCUGUGAUCAUUGUAAUGAAUGGUUCCAUGGGCACUGCAUUAACAUCACAGAGAAGAUGGCAAAGGCCAUACGAGAGUGGUACUGCAUGCAGUGCAGAGGGAAACACCCUCAUCUUGAGAUCAAAUACAGACACAAGAAGUCCAAAGAGCGAGAUAGAGAAACAGAGAAGGAUGAAAAUGAAGAGACUGCAAAAAAUGAAAAGAAGAAAAGCAGCACCAGCAGUAACAAAGUACCACGGCAGCAGAUUAAGAGGUCGGCUCGCAUGUGCGGGGAGUGUGAGGCGUGCAGCCGUACAGAAGACUGCGGCCAGUGUGACUUCUGCAGAGACAUGAAGAAGUUUGGGGGGCCUAAUAAGAUUCGGCAGAAGUGUCGGUUGCGCCAGUGCCAAGUGAGGGCAAGGAAAAUGCUGCGGGUGAAAGACGACGACCAGUCCAUGUUCAGGGACACUCCGGAACCGAGCAGCCUGGCCGGGUCUCUGUCUGAUGAUGAUUUGCCGCUGGACCCAGAACUCUAUCGGGAGCUGUGUGCCGGGGGAGCCUUUGAUGACCAGAACCUGCCGUGGCUCAGCGACACAGAAGGCACACCAUUUAUGGACUCUGUUAUGAGGAAGAGAGCCGUAAAAGUGAAACACGUGAAGAGGAGGGAGAAGAAGGCAGAUAAAAAGAAGGAUGAGAAGUACAAGAGACAUAAGCAAAAGCAGAGGCACAAAGAUAAAACAAAACACUCAGAGCGAAUGGAGACCAGAGACUUCUCAUCCUUGCGCCAGUGCCUAGGGCCCAGUUGUGUGCAGCCAGCCAGGGCCAACUCUAAGUACUGCUCCGAUGACUGUGGCAUGAAAUUGGCAGCCAAUCGCAUCUAUGAGAUCCUCCCUCAACGCAUCCAGCAGUGGCAGCAGAGCCCGUGUGUGGCAGAGGAGCAGGGGAAGAAGCUGCUUGAGCGGAUCAGAAGGGAGCAGCAACAGGCAAGAACCAAACUGCAUAACAUGGAGAGUCGCUUCCAUGAACUAGAGGCACUAAUCAGCAAAGCCAAACAGCAGCAGAUCCGCGAGGAUGAAGAGACUAAUGAAGGGGACAGUGAUGAUACAGACCUACAAAUCUUCUGUGUCUCUUGUGGCCAUCCCAUCAACCCCAAAGUUGCUCUGCGGCACAUGGAUCGCUGUUAUGCCAAGUAUGAGAGUCAGACCUCCUUCGGCUCCAUGUACCCCACACGGAUUGAAGGAGCAACGCGGCUCUUUUGUGACGUAUACAACCCGCAGAGUAAGACCUACUGCAAGCGCCUCCAAGUGCUGUGCCCAGAGCAUUCUCGUGACCCCAAGGUGCCUGCGGAUGAGGUGUGUGGCUGCCCCAUAGUAAAAGACGUCUUUGAGCUGACUGGGGAUUUCUGCAGAGUUCCCAAAAGAAAGUGCAACCGCCAUUAUUGCUGGGAGAAACUUCGCCGCGCAGAGGUGGAUCUGGAGCGAGUUCGCUUGUGGUACAAACUGGACGAACUGUUUGAGCAGGAACGGAAUAUGCGAAUGGCAAUGACUAACCGGGCCGGCCUCCUCGCUCUCAUGUUGCACCAGACCAUCCAACACGACCCGGUCACCACAGACCUGCGCACACACACAGAGCGAUGAGAAGGAUUUUGUAUUUGUGCAGCAGAAUUGCUGCCAUUUUUAUAUAGAAUUCGUGAGGUUCUUGUAUACUGGGUUAAUUUCUCUUAUCCAGAUUCAUUGGACACUUUAGUAUACGGGAAGCUGAGAUUUAUUAUGGGGCCAGUGAGUGGCAACAUUGCCAGACACAUGCCAUUUGGGACACAGAGACAUGAAUGUGUUGUGCGGAAGCAGGUAGCAGCAGGUUGGCGUGGGUAUAUAUCAAUAUCUGUGUGUGUGUUCCACAAGGAUCCUUCUGGCUAAGAGGCUUGUGUAGAACAGUGCACACGUAUGUAACCUAUUACCUCUGUGGUAUCACCGAAAGGGACCCAUGCUCUUAUAUACAGUGCCUCCUACACUAUGCCCAGCACAUUUGUGGAUGGCUGUGCCAGGGCAGAGACUGAAACCCACCCCUUAUUCUAUGCAGAACGACCCCUUCAUAUGUAGUUACACUGGGCAGAAGAAAUAUAUACGACAACUGUGGACUCAGGUUCUGUGUAUGGCUCCAGGGUUUGCAGGGGAUCUGAGACAGGGCAGCUCCCAGGUCUGUAGUCCAUACACUAGGUAUGUGAAGAUAUCGUCCAAUCACAGGAAGUCUAGCACACAGCAGCUAUAAGAUCCUAUUUGGUUAUAUGUUACCUGCUGAAGUGCGUCUAAUUCACAGAAUUGGCUUCCAUCACAUUCUGGGUCUGGGCAGAGUUUGCUCCUUAUGAGAGACUGAAGCAGAAAGGCAGGGGGCUGUCAGGCAGUUAUAAAUAGGGGCCACCGCGGGUGGGGUAUAGAAUGAAUGCUAGCAGAGCAUCAGCCCUUGCCACAGAGCAACACCCGGGGCCAUUUGGGGCGAUGGAGUUGGUCAGACAGGAAUGGGUUGUUGGGAAAGUACCACAAAAUUACAGCUAUUUAUGUUAUAUAUAUAUGCUCCUAUUAUUUUGCCAAUAAAACCUCUCUCUUGUUUUUAA